CCUUCUCUUGCUGUCUUGCAGCCCAUGGGAUCAGAGCGGAUGGAGAUGCGCAAACGGCAGAUGUCGACGACCCCGGAGACCCCAGGCACUGUGCAGCCUCAGCACAGCGCGGGAAACCGAGGGUCCAACGCCUGCUGCUUUUGCUGGUGCUGCUGCUGCAGCUGCUCAUGUCUUACUGUUAGAAAUCAAGACGAAGAGAGAGCAAGGAGAACAUCUCAUGAACUCCAAGCAGAGGGUAUUCCAAACUGCGAGGAAAGCCCUGCUCCUACUCUUGAAGAAGUAAAUGCCUGGGCUCAGUCAUUUGACAAGUUAAUGCUUACUCCAGCUGGCAGAAAUGCUUUUCGGGAAUUUCUGCGAACAGAAUUCAGCGAGGAGAACAUGCUUUUCUGGAUGGCCUGUGAGGAACUAAAACAAGAAUCCAACAAAAAUGUCAUCGAAGAAAAAGCAAGACUAAUUUAUGAAGAUUAUAUUUCUAUCCUUUCUCCAAAAGAGGUCAGUCUGGACUCCAGAGUAAGAGAAGUUAUUAACCGAAAUAUGCUGGAACCCUCACAACACACCUUCGAUGACGCACAGCUUCAAAUUUAUACCUUAAUGCACAGAGACUCCUACCCACGGUUUAUGAACUCUGCUAUUUAUAAGGACUUGCUUCGGUCCUUAUCUGAAAAAUCCAUUGAAGCAUAGAAUUUUUUCUUAAAUGUAUUUAUUUUAAAACAGACAGAACUCUGGGCUACACCAAUCCACAGGGAAUUUAGAAUUAAUCGGACAUUUACCUGAAAAUAACUCAGGCAAGUUUUACUAUAGACUGAAUGACUUAAACCCGCACAAGGCUCCGACACAAUCAGCUAACUACAGUUUCUGAUCAAAUUCAGUGUUACUUUGCAAAAGAGAAUGACGAGAAAAUGUUGUUGUUCAAAAAAUGCAGUAUUUUUUCAAACGCAGCAUGCAACUCGGAUGCAAAUUUGUUACAAUGUAUGUCUGAGGCACAAAUGCCAACUGAGCAUGAAAACUAAAUUUUGCUCUUAAGUGGAGUGUUAGAAUUUUCUUGAAAACCAAACCAGUUGUCCCAUCCACACUGUGACCAAAGUAAAAACAGUACUGUCAAUAUCCGGGUUACACUAGACAAAGUUUCACAUAUCAUACCUGGCACAGGUAGACUCCACUUGUCUUCGUAUAUUUAAUGCAUAUAUGGUGCAGUAAUGGCAAUUGGUAUGGCAAUCUCAAGUUUAUGAAAGCUAAUGGUUGAAACAAU
Molecule: messenger RNA, 1249 nt
Organism: Opisthocomus hoazin
Lineage: Eukaryota; Metazoa; Chordata; Aves; Opisthocomiformes; Opisthocomidae
Source: RefSeq, a predicted model, not a curated record